AUGGCCUCCAAACGAUCGCGACAGGCCUUCGAGGCCGACCUCCAAAAACAAUCUUCACCUUUUGUUCUGUAUGGAACACCUCUGCCUCCCCUAGAUGAGAAUACUCGAGAUGAUGGGUCUUUUGUGCCAGUGUGGAAGCAGGAGGUCACAGACGAAAGAGGGAGGAAACGCUUGCACGGUGCCUUCACAGGAGGUUUCAGCGCCGGAUACUUUAAUACCGUAGGCUCCAAAGAAGGAUGGACUCCUUCCUCCUUUGUAUCGUCCAGACAGAACCGCGCAAAGGCUGCACAAAAUAGGCAAACCCAAAGACCUGAGGAUUUCAUGGACGAAGAAGAUUUUCGCGAGGCUGAAGAAUCACGCACACUGAACACCUCCUCAGAAUUUGCGGGGUUUGGCACGGAGCACGAUACUCUGCGAAAGACCGCCGCCAUUGACAUCUUUCGACCGUUGAACGAAACUAUAGGGUCAAAACUGCUCAAGCGAAUGGGCUGGAGGGAAGGUCAAGGCAUUGGCCCUCGAGUUCGACGAGUAGCAAAAGUUGGCGACGAAGAGGCGGAGGACGAAGAAGAGCCUGCGCAGACACAUCUUUUUGCUCCAGAUGAUGUGCAGGUGGUAUCAUACACGCGAAAGUCAGACCAUAAAGGCCUGGGAUAUAUUGGAGACUUGCAGGCCCAAAAGGAGUCGUCAGGUCGAAGCAUCUCAACAACAAAUCCCGGGUCUGGGUCUGCUGGCGAAGCUUCAGAUGAAGAGGGGACUGCUUCACUGUUCGCUCCCAGGAAGAAACCAGCACAUGCAAGAAGAAGGACAGGACUUGGUGUUGGAGUCCUCAAUGAUGAUGACUCCGAUGAGGAUCCGUAUUCCAUGGGCCCCAAGAUAUCAUACCACAAGAUUAUUGCAGGCGAAAAGAUGCCAAAGUCCAAAACAAAGAGGUCAGGAGGCGCUGCAAACCCUCUUGUAAAGGCCAAACCCACAUUUAUUUCCAAAAAAUUGGCAACCUUGAAGGGAAUCAUGAGGAAGUGCCACGAUGGGCGAUUACCCCUGGACGGCUUUGUCUUGACAGAUGAACUAGAUUCACUGGGCUCAAUGACCAUACAGGACGAGAAGUACAAACCCCCAGAGGUCCCUGAAGACUGGAAAUCAUCCAUUUCGCCGGCCGCGGAAGCAGGCGCUGUAUGCACGACUGUCUCGACAGCAGAGGCAGCGAGGUCGUCGAAUCUUACGGCCAAAGCCCGUGCAUCGCUGUUAGGCGAGUCACAACUUCCAGGAAAGUCGAUAUUUGACUUUUUAACACCUGCUGCUCGUAAUCGCGUGGCUGCUGCAUCAGGUCGCCAAAACCUUCCCGCGGCUGGGAGUGAACACCCAUCAAAUGCUAAUAAGUCAUCUGAAUCUCAAACAAAUGACCCCCAGCUUAUGAUUCCCCAGCUGGACCGGGAAGUUGCGCUCCAGGCCCUGAAUCGCGCAGUUGGUGGCUGGAUGCCAUAUGCAGAGGAUGAAAACAAAAGAUCAAGAUAUCGAACUUUUCUCGAGAUUCACGCUGGACACAGACCGGCCGAGGAGGUGCCUCCGCAGGCAAACAACAUGAAGCGGGAGGAAUGGAUUCUAGAGAUGCAAGAGUUCGCGCGGGCUGCGGAGGUGUUUAAGCCCAUUAGCGGCUUGAUGGCUGCCCGUUUCACCUCUUCAUCGUCUUCCCCUCAAGGUCAGGAUGGCAAAUCGGCCGACACGGCCACAGAUUCGUUAUUGAGCAAGCCACAGGCAAGGCCAGAAGAUCCUGCAGAAUCGGCCGCCAAACUCGGAAUGUUUGGUCCCAUGACACGGUCUGUCAUCAAUUUCUACCCUACCAGGCUUCUCUGUAAGAGAUUCAAUGUGCAAAUGCCGGCGCACUCAGGGGAAGGUAGUGGUGGAAGUGCAACUGCGUCUAGUUCUGGCGAAGCCGGCUUCGCGGCGUCGCAAUUCAAGUCCUUUGGAUCUGCGACAUCUCGUCAUGACCACGGUCCAGAAGCCGGCAGAAACCCAGUCGAUAUCCGAACGAGCGAGCCGUCGAUUGCAGCAAUGGUCGAGAGCCGGCAUACUGCGCUCGAUCCGGAAAGAAACGAAGCGCUCGAGCAGCAACGGCCUGGGCAAGCUGUGUUCAAAGCCAUUUUUGGUAGUGAUGAUGAAGAGGAUUAG
Fonsecaea nubica is the source of this 2166-nucleotide messenger RNA. RefSeq lists its product as hypothetical. Gene Ontology annotation, molecular function: RNA binding. The record is from RefSeq and is a predicted model, not a curated record. The transcript is spliced from 2 exons. Gene Ontology annotation, biological process: mRNA processing. NCBI's taxonomy places the organism in Eukaryota, Fungi, Ascomycota, Eurotiomycetes, Chaetothyriales, Herpotrichiellaceae. The coding region runs from base 1 to 2166 and encodes 721 amino acids. Gene Ontology annotation, cellular component: nucleus.